Molecule: messenger RNA, 1763 nt
Organism: Plectropomus leopardus (leopard coralgrouper)
Lineage: Eukaryota; Metazoa; Chordata; Actinopteri; Perciformes; Serranidae
Gene: trhr2
Product: thyrotropin releasing hormone receptor 2
Biological process (GO): phospholipase C-activating G protein-coupled receptor signaling pathway
Cellular component (GO): membrane
Molecular function (GO): thyrotropin-releasing hormone receptor activity
Source: RefSeq, a predicted model, not a curated record
GGAGGAAGAUGACAUGAUGCAAAUACAAUAAAAGGUGACUUGAUGGGGGCUGAGUGGUGUUUGGAAGUCCUGGGAUCAAAUUCAACAUGUUUUUCACUCUUCUUCAUUACUUAAAAGGAAGAUAGAGAGGGGGCAGUGGAGGUGAAUGUCAGAAGGACAUUUCAAAGAGAAGAAAACAGGCACAAGGCUCAUUUUCCAUCCUCAAUGAUCAGAGACCUCUGUGGUGUUAACCCAAUCAAAGCUGUGCGAUGCUAAAGCUUCACAGCAGCCAAUAAACUGUGCCACUUUAACGGCUUCAAAUGAAAAUUAAUGCUCUAAUUGAAGGAGAAAAAAACAUGGCGACAUUUCAGAGUCAUGCCCCUCAUCACUUUAAUCACAUCAAUGUAACCUGUGAUUAACGAACACGCCAGCCGAUAGCAGAUAUGACUGACAACGGGAGCUCCAGAAUUGACACCCCGACGAACAUCUCUCUGAGUCCCAGCGACGCCGUCUCUGACUCGCUGGAGUACAAGACGGUGUCCGUGUUCCUGGUCCUGCUGGUGUGUGGCACGGGCAUCGUGGGUAACAUCAUGGUGGUCCUCGUAGUCUUCACCACACGCCACAUGAGGACGCCCACCAACUGUUACCUCGUCAGCCUGGCCAUAGCGGACCUGACGGUGCUGGUGGCGGCGGGGCUGCCAAAUGUGGCGGACAGUCUGACGGGCACGUGGGUGUUUGGCCACGCUGGCUGCCUGGGGAUCACCUACUUUCAGUACCUGGGCAUCAACGUGUCCUCCUGCUCCAUCACCGCCUUCACUGUGGAGAGGUACAUAGCUAUCUGCCAUCCGAUGAAGGCUCAGACUGUGUGCACAGUGUCCCGGGCCAAGCGGAUCAUUGCCGGGGUUUGGAUCUUCACCUGUGUCUACUGCAUGCUGUGGUUUUUCCUGGUGGACAUUCAGGUCAGCAAGACCGGGCAUCUGUUCUGUGGCUACAGAGUGAAACGGGAGCUCUACUUGCCCAUCUACCUCAUCGACUUUGCCAUUUUCUACGUCAUCCCGCUGCUCCUCGCCAUCGUGCUGUAUGGCUUGAUAGCACGCAUCCUCUACCUCAGCCCUCUGCCCAACCAUCCUGACACCAGCGCCACCACGCUGCGCCGGAGCUGCCGUGAGCCCUCUGAGGCGGGGAAGGGGGGUCGCCAGGGCCGGCCAAAGAGCGCGCUCUCCUCCAGGAAACAGGUGACAAAGAUGCUGGCAGUAGUGGUGAUCCUAUUUGCUUUACUGUGGAUGCCCUACCGGACUUUAGUCCUGAUCAACUCUUUCGUGUCCACUCCUUAUCUGGAUGCCUGGUUCCUCCUGUUUUGUCGGAUAUGCAUCUAUGCCAACAGCGCUAUCAACCCUGUGAUAUACAACGCCAUGUCUCAGAAGUUUCGCUCAGCGUUUCGCGGGCUUUACCGCUGCCAGACCGGCUUCAGCACCAUACGAAACACCCAAACCUCCCAGUCCAAUAGCAAUGGUACCAAUGAAAAGGUGAGGAGUGUGAUUCUGAAUACCACAAAUGAUAUGACUACAAAGCAGAAUGCAAGCGGCCAUCAGGAAACGGCAACAGCCAACGGCACAAAAGCAGACCAUCACACUGACAUCAGUGAGGCUACUUUCAGCUGUGGUGUGGGUGCAGCUGAGACAACGCUAUCUGGUGAUGAGGAUCUGGGUUGGCCACCAAUAAAUGAUAUGACCAUUAAUUCAGCAGAUGGACAAACAACCAAUGACGAGCAGGAAAGCAAGUAA